Messenger RNA from Fusarium oxysporum Fo47, 1602 nucleotides. Its product is annotated as Zn(II)2Cys6 transcription factor domain-containing protein. The record is from RefSeq and is a predicted model, not a curated record. The coding region runs from base 80 to 1312 and encodes 410 amino acids. Gene Ontology annotation, molecular function: zinc ion binding; DNA-binding transcription factor activity, RNA polymerase II-specific. Gene Ontology annotation, biological process: regulation of DNA-templated transcription. The transcript has 2 exons. NCBI's taxonomy places the organism in Eukaryota, Fungi, Ascomycota, Sordariomycetes, Hypocreales, Nectriaceae.
CUUCCGACAUCACAACCAUCCGUGUUACUAGUUACACUUCAGCGCAUUGGUGAACCCACUGCGGCUUUUCUUUUCUAACAUGUCUCUUACGGCUCGAGAACGCCGCAACCCUCCAAGUCGGCGGAAGUCCUGUACAGCUUGCACAAAAGCUAAGCGGCGCUGCGACUUUGCUCUACCCGCAUGUCUCCGAUGCUCUCAAAGACAGAUAUCUUGCCAAUAUCCGACAAGGACGAUACGGGGACAGUUGACCCCUCAGUCUGAAUCGCCAGAGACAGUAUCACCUUGUCUAUUAAGUAAUGAAUCGUCCCCUGAAGUUUCUGGCAGCUUUCCCAUUAGCGGGUCAAUCAUUGAAGAUUUCAAUGCCAUCAUCUCAAGAAUUGAUGCAAGCUCCAAUGGCCUGGAUACGUUUGAUCUGCCACUAGAAGAUGUGGCACUAGAACUUGCUCAACAGCCUUUGACAUUAACUGGCCCGUCGACGCAAGAUUUUGGGAAUGUCUCAGCACAUAUCUUGAAUCGCCUUCAGUGGGCUGUCGAUGAGAUCAAAGAAGCUCCAAAGAAGAUGGUUCUUGAGAAUCAAACACCGUGGUGUCAUCCACUCCUAUAUAAAGAUGCUAUGCCUCGGUCUAUGCAGGAUGCCCACUCCUCUUGUGCGUUAUACAUGGCCAAGAACCGUGUCAAUUCACCCAUCAUAUUUCGUAGCAUAGAAUCUCGCGUCAACGACCUACUCUCAGCGCCGCCACCAAUAACGCCUCUGGACUGUCUGGCUCAUACCCAGGCUCUCAUCCUUUACCAGAUAAUAAGGCUCUACGACGGCGACAUAGGUGCCCGUACAUCAGCAGAACGAAUUAUUCCAGCCAUAGAAGCUUCCGCAAUAUCAUUGUUCUCCUAUGCCCAGUUUGACAUCGAGGGCACACCUGGCACGCUUCCGCUAUACCCUAUAGCCCCGACAAAAGCCUUCUGGCAAGAUUGGAUUCUCCAGGAGUCCCUACGCCGGACUCUCUUAUUCUCAUUCUAUCUUGUACAAACAUAUCGUAUCAUGUCCGGCUGCAAAAUGCUCCAAUGUGAUGGAAGGCUUGGUUUAUGCCACUCAUGGACACUGUCAGCAUAUUUAUGGAAUGCUAUGACUCCAUUGGGAUUUGCUGAGGCAUGGAGAGAUAAGGACCACUAUGUGGUGACGAAUGCCAUCUUUAAUGGUGUUCUCGCUGAGGCAGAGGCGGAUGAUAUAGAUGUCUUUGGAAAGAUUAUGAUUUCAAGUUUAUUGGGACGAGAUGAGGCUGAGGGUUGGUUUGCAAGCAAAGGUGGGAAAUUGUAGAAGGUCAAUCAAGAUUCAGCGAAGCCCAGGCGCUGGAUGAUAAGAAACACAAGGCAAGGCAAGUGUUGAGAAAUGGUCUUAUGGAUACGACUUCGAAUCCACAGUUUAGUUUUAUAUCUCUUCACCCUGGGCAAUAUCGCAUCAUGAUAACAAAAUGUUCCUCACCCUCUUCGAUAGUGCGCUAGUUCUAGAUUCGCGAAGUCGACAUGAAAUGCAUUAUCGCCAACAUCUAUAAGCAACAGCGGGUUUAGCUCAGUUGGGAGAGCGUCAGACUGAAGUCAAACUUCGGG